CACUGUUGUUCAAGACACAUGGCUCGUGUUCAAAACAUUUCAUCUGUUUCAUCGGAAAUCCAAAGAAAAGACGAUGAUCCAUCAUUGAAAGAGGUGCUACGCUACCCAAUGUUGAUGUUAAAAAUCUGUGGGAUUUACGUUGAAUGGCAAGGAGAUCAAGUCAGAUUAACUGGUGCAAUGGCCGCCAAAUUGAUACUAAACGUGAUGUGUAUGCUAAUUUUGGUAUUUAUUGUCAUUAGGAUUUCAGCUAGUUUUGUAACUAAUGAUGAUUUUUCGGAUAAACUAAUGGGUCGGAUAGUUUUCGCGGUAAUGUACAUCAGCAACACGGUAAUGUUUCCAGUCUUCCUCGCCACUACUACAACAAAUUUACCCAAAAUCUUGUCAAAAUUCUCAUUGUUUCAAACCGAGUAUGGCUUUGCAACAGAUAUGAGGAAAUUGAAACGAAUGACUUCAAAUAUAUUCUUUAUGCAUUUUGUAUUUACUUUAAUUUCUGGAAUUUGUAUAAAUGCAUUAGCCAGUUAUCGUAUUCUCGAUGAAUCUGGACUCUUAAUCGGUCGUCUGCUACCAUUUUCCUACAAGGAUGGGUAUAUAUUUGACCUGGUAUAUAUCAUUGAUAUGUCUGCCACACAAUUCUGCUCCAUUUUCAUAGAAUCAGAAACACUGAUAAGUUUUGUUGUGUCUCAUAUAAUCAUCAAAGAAUUCCAAGAAGUGAUAAGAAAAGUUGACGUUGCAAGAGAAGGGGAUACCAUUUCUACCAUCGAGCUUCAAAACCUGAGACAACAACAUCAUAAAGUAACAGAGCUUCUGCAAACUGCAAACAGUGUUAUACAAUUGAACAUGUUUUUUGGGUUCAUGGUACUGCUGCCAAGUCUCUGCUUCACCGUGUAUGGGAUCGUGUAUAGUACUCUUGGAAUAUUUGACAUACUAUUCCUCGUAACCAUAUUCUUAAUGCAAUUGUUAGGAAUGGUUUCGAUGAUAGCAACCGGAGCAAAAAUCAACUCAAAGGCACAUGGUGUUCUUAGAAGUCUUUUUGCUCUUAGUCUGGAUGAUCUGUCUGUAGAAACACAACAACAGUUGAAUAUGUUCAUAGCCCAGCUGUCAAGCCAGACAAUAGGAAUAAAUGUAUACGGUCUGUUUACCAUGGACGGAUCAACAUUUCUCACGAUUUUUGGGACUGUGAUUACCUACACAAUAGUAGUCCUCCAGAUUCAUGCAGGGAGCUGCAAUGUUACUCAGGUCAACAAUUGCAACUGCACCACGUGAUAGAUGAUCAUUCAAUUAACCGAUACUGUUGCAUAGCAUACUAUCUCGUUACAAUGUAAAACUACCAUUGACGUUCUUUAUUGUUAUCAUAGAUGUUUAUCAUUUAUCUAAGUGUAUCAUCAAGCAUAAUUGAAAGCAUAAGAACUGUAAUUGAGCUUUAUAUCAGCUGUCUGUAUAAUAAUAUAUUACAUGAUUUAAUUUUACUUGCAACACGAAAUUCGAUUGGUUCAUUUAACUUUAUCAACAUUUUUUUUAUGGCAUCAAGAUGUUUCUUGUUUAGUUCCGCUAUAUGAAAUUCUAUGAAUGACA
Messenger RNA from Ostrea edulis (European flat oyster), 1572 nucleotides. RefSeq lists its product as uncharacterized. Gene Ontology annotation, cellular component: membrane. The coding region runs from base 19 to 1263 and encodes 414 amino acids. The transcript has 4 exons. The record is from RefSeq and is a predicted model, not a curated record. Gene Ontology annotation, biological process: sensory perception of taste. Lineage: Eukaryota; Metazoa; Mollusca; Bivalvia; Ostreida; Ostreidae.